ACCUCUCGUCAUACGAUCAACAUAAAAAAAAAAAUUACUCCUUUGUUUUGGUGUGUGAGUCUCAUCACCCACGUAGAUCAAUUUAUGCCAUUUAUUUAUUUAUAAGUAUUUCGGUAUUUCCGAAUUUAGAGGUAUUUAUAUUUUAUACUAGAGAAUAAAAAUGUCGAGUAGCUCCAGUCCACAAUAAAUUAGACAGAACGCGAAAAAGAAAGCAAAAACUGAGUGGAAGCCAUGGGAGUCUCAAUCCCCAUUUUAGCCACAGUCAUUUCUCUUCACCUCAUCGCCCUCGUCUUCGCCAUCGGCGCCGAAAGCCGCCGGAGCACUGCUAAGGUGGAGCCUGAUAAGUACGAUGAGAGAACUUACUGCGUUUACACUACGGACGCGUCGACGGUGUACGGGAUGUCGGCUUUCGCGCUGCUGCUGGUUAGUCAAGUGGUGGUUAACGGCGUCACCAGAUGUCUCUGCUUUGGCAAGGGCCUUCUUACCGGGACCUCCUCCGCCACCUGCGCCGUCUUCCUCUUUGUCGUUUCCUGGGUGUGCUUUUUGGGAGCUGAGGCAUGCUUAUUGGCAGGAUCAGCAAAGAAUGCAUACCACACCAAGUACCGAGGAAUAUUUCAUGGAGAACAUUUAUCAUGUGCCACCCUCCGUAAGGGUGUCUUUGCUGCUGGAGCAGCUCUAACGUUGUUGUCGCUUUUCACAUCAAUCUCUUACUAUUGGGUACACUGCAGGGCUGAUACUGGUGGAUGGGAGAAGCAUCGCGAUGAAGGCCUUGGCAUGGCCACUUCUAGUUUCCCACAGCAUCAGCAACAGCAGCCUAAUGAAUUUGAGAAAGUCUAGUUGUGACUUGUGGUUUUAUUUGCUUGAUUUCCAGGGUUUUGGUAACUUGUGUUCAGACUCUAUAGAUAUCAACAACAGCUGAAAAACUUGAUGGUGCUGAAUGCCAAUGAACUAUGUACGUAUCUAUGUUAUGUGGUUUGCAUAUGAAAGAUGAAAUCUAUAGUAUUAAUCCAUAAUUGCUGCUUACUUUAGCCUUUAGGACCUUGCUUUUACUGACCAACUGGAUCUACUCUGCUUAUUCAUGCUUACUAAGUUGGAAGAAUUGCAGAUUUGGUCAGUUCCCUGGCAGUGUUACCAACUCCAAUUGAUGACAACAAUAGCAAAGAGAGUUUUAAAAUGAUUUUGUUUUUCCUUUUUUUCUUUUAGUACCAUUAUGAUAAUUAAGAAUUUAUUCUUUU
Molecule: messenger RNA, 1235 nt
Organism: Rubroshorea leprosula
Lineage: Eukaryota; Viridiplantae; Streptophyta; Magnoliopsida; Malvales; Dipterocarpaceae
Source: the annotation of a GenBank genome assembly